AUGGACCCCAAACUAGCGCCAAAUUUCGUCCGACCCAGCGAUAAGCGACCCACCGCUUACCGAUCUCCAGCACCAGCACAGGCCUCUCUCAUCCCCAACAUUGCGCCCAUCCAGCCCUACGUACUGGAAGACUCGCAGCACGAAAUCGAUCUCCCGCAAGACAGCCCGCGGCUUCUGCCCUCUCGAACAAACUCGCGCGAUUCGCUGGUGGGCCUCGAACAGAUUGCUCUGACCCUCAAACACCAUAGCAAACACAACCCCAAAGACUCAAACUACCACCCGGCCCCAGUCAACAUUCCGCGAAUCCACAGCGAGCUGAAUAUGAGCGACUCCAGCCCCGACCGAUGCGAGAAGAUCGACGAGGUCGACCUCGAGGUGUCGCCCAACGAGAUUCAGACGAACUUCUCCAAGUUCUCUCUGGGAGACCAGGCCCUACCACCCACCACAGUCGAAGAGGCCAUGGCCCCCACAUCGCCCAAGUCGCCCAAAGAACCACAGGUGCACACGGAGACCGGCACGGCAGAUUCGUCGUCCCGAACCCCGCCAUAUCUGCUCGACAACAGUGGACUGCGGCCUAUCAUUCAGAGCGCAGAUCUCGAAGAGGUGCCCAUCGGCGUGUCGCGGCAAGCACGAGACCUGGAUCACUACAAGUUUCCCACCCACCGACUGUCAGAGGUAAUGAUCGAGGAGACCAAGAGUCCUCUGGUCAUUGUGGCCUGUGGCUCCUUCUCGCCCAUCACAUACCUGCAUCUGCGAAUGUUCGAGAUGGCCAUGGACUCCAUUCGAGAACAGACCCGGUUUGAGGUCAUUGGAGGCUACUACUCGCCCGUCUCGGACAACUACAACAAACCCGGUCUGGCUCCUGCACAUCACCGAGUUCGAAUGUGUGAACUGGCCUGUGAACGGACAUCGUCGUGGCUCAUGGUAGAUGCAUGGGAGUCGCUGCAGCCCACAUACCAGCGAACUGCUACGGUGUUGGACCACUUUAACGAGGAAAUCAACAUCAAGAGAGGCGGUAUCAAGACGGUCAGUGGAAAGCGAAAGGGUGUCAAAAUCAUGCUGCUCGCAGGAGGAGACCUGAUUGAAAGUAUGGGGGAGCCCAACGUGUGGGAGGAGCGGGACUUGCAUCACAUUCUGGGCCGAUACGGGUGUCUGAUUGUGGAGCGAACAGGCGCAGACGUGCGGUCGUUCCUGCUGUCACAUGACAUUAUGUACGAGCACAGACGCAACGUGCUGGUCAUCAAACAGCUCAUUUACAACGAUAUUUCCUCUACAAAGGUGCGGCUGUUUAUUAGACGGGGAAUGAGCGUGCAGUAUCUGAUACCAAAUUCGGUCAUCCGAUACAUCCAGGAACACCGGCUCUACGUCGGUGAAACUGAGCCUGUCAAGCAGGUUCUGUACGACCGGGAAUAG
This is a messenger RNA of Yarrowia lipolytica CLIB122, 1413 nucleotides long. RefSeq lists its product as uncharacterized. The record is from RefSeq and is a predicted model, not a curated record. Lineage: Eukaryota; Fungi; Ascomycota; Dipodascomycetes; Dipodascales. Gene Ontology annotation, biological process: NAD+ biosynthetic process. Gene Ontology annotation, molecular function: nicotinamide-nucleotide adenylyltransferase activity; nicotinate-nucleotide adenylyltransferase activity.